AUUUUGUGGCUGUCAGCCAUGUUAGCUGUGUCGUCUGAUACAACAGCCAGGAAAUGAAUCGUGCUGUAGUGACCAAGGAAGCACAACUGAUUGGGAACGUGCUAUGGUGAACGUUAUGCUGCUUGUGAUCCAAUUGAGCACCUAUAGGACGUGUAUCCAACGCUGCCAAGUACUGCAACAGACUGUCCUGGACACCAUCUGCUGACUCAUCAGUUCUAGAUUAACAACAGGUCAAGUCACAAUGGAAACAAGGAAGAGGUGAGGAUGGAUUUUGUGCGGACAUACCUGGGUCUGUGUAAGGAGGGAGGUGUGGAGCCCCAGGAGGGUGUUGUGGCUCAGAUCCAGGAGAGCAGGGCUGCUCACAGCUCCAGACUGGACCUGAGUGGACAGAGCCUGUCUUUGGAUACAUGCUCUAUGCUGGCCAGGGCCUUCCAAAAAGAUAUCACCUUGACAAAUGUGUCGCUAAGUGACUGCAUGCUCAGCGAGGAAGGUGCAAAAGUACUCCUGACUGGACUGUGUGGCAACACAACUGUGAAAAUCCUGGAUUUGAAGGGAAAUAAUCUUAAAUCGGCAGGGGUGGAGGUGUUGGGAACAUUGUUGGCAUGCAACAAGACCCUGCACAGGCUUGCCUUGGAGUGGAAUGCGUUGGGGGUGUGGGAUGAGGCCUUCUCACCCUUUUGUCAGGGUUUGGCCUCCAACAGUGUGCUGACGCAGCUGGACCUGCGGAACAAUCAGAUCAACCACCACGGAGCAUCUGAGCUUGCUCUGGCACUCAAACACAACACCACGCUGGAAGUGUUAGACCUGAGAUGGAACAACAUUGGUCUUCUGGGUGGCAGGAUAUUGCUAGAGGCUUUGCAAAAAAACAAGAGCAUCGUGCAGCUGGAGCUGGCAGGGAACAAUAUUCCCAGUGACACACUCAAAGCACUCGAGCAGACCAUAGGGCACAACUUAGACAGACAGUCCACCCUGCGAGAGAACCACAGGAAGACCCAGGUCCUCAGCAAAGAGAUCCAGACACUGAAGGACAAGAGGAGCCACCAAGUAACAUUCACUCUUUAAUUUGAGUAGUUUGGUCCAGUAGAAUCUGGCUUAUGUUCACAUAAACCUUUUAAUGAACCAGGGAAACAUGAAAUGGCAUGGGCUUACAAUGGCUAUUUCAUUGGACUGUUUUGAAGAGGUCAUCCUGUAUCAUCAGCAUGGACUCCCCUAAAUUCCAUGAACAUGUAACUCU
Paralichthys olivaceus (Japanese flounder) is the source of this 1234-nucleotide messenger RNA. NCBI's taxonomy places the organism in Eukaryota, Metazoa, Chordata, Actinopteri, Pleuronectiformes, Paralichthyidae. The record is from RefSeq and is a predicted model, not a curated record.